AUGGAGAAGAUAAAGGAAGCAUUUGGCCGAGUCGACAAAUUUUCUCUGGAGAAUGCUAACCGACUGUGUACGGAAGUGGAACGCAUCGAGGAAACACUUCUCAGCGACGCCGGCAAUGCAGAGCCCAAGAUGAAGCUCAUUGAUGCCUCCCUUCAGCAAAUACGAGAGCUUACGGAGGUACUCAUCUGGAUGGAUAGCUGCCACGACGAGUGGUUUGAGCAGGUAAUGGAGCACGACGUCAUGGAUACCUUCGAGCGCCUAGCCACCAAUGCUCUAAUGCCAUCGUCUGUCAAGCUGCAGAGCUUGCAGAGUGUCACAGUCAUGCUGCAGAACUUGUCGCGGGACUCGUCGCUCUUCUACGUCUGCAGCAACAAUCACAUCAAUCGUAUGGUCGCCGCCGAGUUCGACAUCCAAGACGACGAGUUCGUCUCGCUGUAUGUGUCCUUCCUGAAGUCUUUAGCCCUGCGGUGUACACCUGACACAGUGCAGUUUUUUUUCGACGUGCAAAAUGGUGCCUUUCCGCUCUGGAAUCGGGCAGUGCGGCUGCUGGACUCGGCAGAUGUCAUGGUGCGCACCGCCACCAAGCAGAUUAUAGUGACCAUCGCACAGCUACAAGAUGCGGCGGUGUCUGCCUUCGUAGAAGCAUCCAUCUCGGACGUCCUUCAAAGCGUGCUGGGCUUUGUGGAUGCGCAGAUCGUGCGCCUUGCAGCGAGUGUGCCGUCCUGGAGCAGCCUGCAUGAGUCGGUUGGUUUCCCAAAGGCUUACGGAGACCCCAACGUGGGGAGAUUCCCCUUUUCCGCUGAUCCUGCUGCGACUCUGCCGCCGCCUCCAGCGCAAUCUUCCCUAGUGGUAGACACUCGUGCGUUGCAGAUUCAACUGGAUGACGUGGAGGAUGAGCUGCUUUACCUGAAUGAUCUUUGUCGCACGCCGGUGCCCAACGCGGGUGCGCAAGCGGCGGCGGUGCUGCAGCGAGUUCUCCUUCCGCACUUCCGCAGCGCCAUCCAGAGUGAGGUGGAUUCUGCCAGCAGCGCCUCCACCUCUUCGGGGAUGAGUGUGGCGCACGCCACUCACUCGAUUCCUGGUGCUCGAUUCAGCGGCUCGUGCACCCCCGCAUCUGUUGUGUUGGCGUUCCUCUCCUACUGGUCGCAGGUAAACACCGAUGCCCGUGUUGCCGCCGCGUUAGUCGACUUCUUCGUGAAGCCCCUCAACUCCUCCUCAGGGACCUCGUGCUUCACCGUGGCGUCUAUGGUGUUGGAGUCCACACGCGUGGAUCUGCAUGAGUCGGUGGUAGUCGUCUGUCGACACGCGCUUUCGCGCACUGGAACUCAGCCGACACCACCAGUGUCUUUCUCACCAUCGCUGCGCUUUCCUAGCUCACUUGGUCAGUUCUUCUACGCCAACACACCGUACCAGCAAACGGGGACGGUGCUGAUGAGUGGCCCAUGCUCCACAACUUUGCCCUCAAAGGAGAAGUUCGUGCAGACGGUGUGGCCAUCGCCGCCGACCGCCACCACCAAUCCAUUCGUGCUCCUCGUUCCUCACGUUGUGGCAGCACUUUAUACGCAACUAAAGUACUUUCAGGCAACUCGACUGAGCUGUGUGACAGCCUCGCUGUCGUUAUUGCUUGAUAUGAUUUCGAGUGCGGCGCCGGGCAAGCCUGAGUGGACAAGUGUGUAUCUUGAACUGAUGAAGCUGGUGCAGCGUCUGCUGCUGGACUGCGUGAAGCAGUACGCCUCGGCGAUACAGAAGACGUUGCAUGCGCAGAAGAUUGCUGAUGCUGACAUGCCGCACUCUCACAUUUCCCUCCGCGACACCUUGGAGUCAACGAAUGAGGAGGCACCGCUGCCAAUUCGAGACCCCUACACGUCGAUGUUUCUAAAACUGAAGGAAGCAGCGAUCUGGAUGGAGGCGGCAGAGCAGGCGCGUUUGCCGCUGCUGGAGACAGCGGCGCAGCGCCCCAGCAAAAGAGACCUGUACCUUUUUUUCCCCUCCUUUCCACUUCUCUUCACAGAUGAGGGCAGGCUCAUCCUAAACACGUGGCCGCCGCUUCUCCUUACAGUGUGCCGGCAACCGGGUGUGGCAGCGCAAUGGGCAGUCGCAUACCACGUUGCGCAGGAGAGUGUUGUCCGCGCCCUGGACUACCCAAAUCGCGCGCCGGUGUCGGAUGCAGAGUGUGAACUAAAUUUGUAUCUCACGUUACUUUUGAUGCGACGUGCGUUUGUGGGUCACGCCCACCGCAGUGGGGUCGACGUGCUGCAGAUGACACUGCGGCAGCUCGCGCCUCAGCACAGGCAGUCGAUGUACUUUACCUUGACUAACACAGCCACGGCACUCUCAGUACGAUGCGAAAUAACGAGCGAAUGGCACCUGGACAGCCAAGCCCCUUCCAUCGCGCCCCCAGGCACGCCGGUGUGCAUGGUGCUUCCUUCGACCUCUGCCGGUAGGGAGGGGAGAGAGCUGCUCUUCUUGGACAUUCCCAUCAGCGUUCCGGAGAGAGUACGCUCGCAAGAGUUGCUGGCAGGCGAGCACAAGAGGCGUGUCCUCUGCAGCUUGGAUCUUGCCUUUGUGGGUAUCAAUAUCCAUCCACGGUACCCUUUUAAGGUCGUGCUGUCUUACCAGCUGUCAGGGCACGUUAUGCUGCUGCACCUCGUCACUAACGGCACGGCAGCGGCACAGAUGAUGGUGACGGGCGUGGAGAAGGCUGCCAACGAGUGCCGCCAGCGGGGUGCAUCUUUCUGCUUUGGUCUUAUGAACUACAGGAGUGCUCUUCUCGGCGAUGAGAGCGAACAAGACAGAUCUGCAGGGAAGGAGGGAGAUCAUUUUUUGUCGAGAAGUGCAAGGGGCGAAGCGGCCGACGUGCGCGCAUCCUCCCACCCCUAG
This is a messenger RNA of Leishmania braziliensis MHOM/BR/75/M2904, 2880 nucleotides long. RefSeq lists its product as hypothetical. The record is from RefSeq and is a predicted model, not a curated record. NCBI's taxonomy places the organism in Eukaryota, Euglenozoa, Kinetoplastea, Trypanosomatida, Trypanosomatidae. The coding region runs from base 1 to 2880 and encodes 959 amino acids. The transcript has a single exon. Gene Ontology annotation, cellular component: endolysosome membrane; late endosome. Gene Ontology annotation, biological process: endosome to lysosome transport; endosomal transport; regulation of autophagosome maturation.